AUGGCUAGCGGAGCAGAUGAGGACGCCGACGCUGUCCUCAGCGAUGUCGAGUCCGAUGAACCAGCGCCUGUUGUUAUAAAGGAUCCGCCGCGGGAAGAAGCACAGGACGAGAGGCUAACGGAGCUGAUCGCGGAGCUCGAUCGCGAGAAGAAAGCCCGAGAAGCCGCCGAGAGUUCGAAAUCGGAGCUUCAAGUGUCGUUCAAUCGGUUAAAGGCUCUUGCUCACGAGGCAAUCAGGAAGCGCGACGAGUCCAAGCGAGAACGCGACGAAGCCUUGAAGGAGAAGGAGAAUCUGACGAAGGAGCUGGAGAAUGUAAACAAAGGUAAAGAUGAAUUGAUUAGGCAGCAGGAUGAGAUGUCGAAGAAACUUGACGAGGCUGUGAGAUCUAGAGAUGGUUGGAAAUCGGAGAUUGAGAAUUCGUCGCAUAUGUUGGUUUCUGGGAUCGAGAAGAUAUCAGGUAAAGUAAGCAGCUUUAAGAAUUUCUCAAACGGAGGUCUCCCCAAGUCUCAGAAAUACACAGGUCUUGCUUCUGUAGCCUAUGGAGUUAUCAAGCGUACAAAUGAGAUUGUGGAGGAGCUCGUUAAGCAGAUUGAUACGACUUCGAAGUCGAGGAAUGAAGCUAGGGAGCAGAUGGACCAACGGAAUUACGAGAUUGCUAUUGAAGUGUCUCAGUUGGAAUCGACGAUCAGUAAUCUGCGGUUAGAGGUGGCAGAGAAGGCUUCACAUGUUGAUGAUUUAGAGAGGGAUGUGAGUGGGAAAGACAAGAGGAUUGCUGAACUUGAGAAAGAUAAUCAAGAGAAGGUGAGUGUGUUGGAAGGUGAAGUUUUGGAGCUGAAACAGUUGGUUGAUGAGUAUGAUGGAAAGUUGAAGACUAUGGAACUGAAAAUGGUAGCUCAGCGUCCUUUAUUGUUGGAUCAGCUGAAUCUUGUGUCGAGGAUCCAUGACCAGCUUUACGAGUUCGUGAGGGUUGUUGACGGGAAUAGUUCAGAACAGUCGGAUUUGUCUGAGUCGUUCUUUAUGCCUCAAGAGACGGAGAUGGAGGAGAACAUUCGAGCUUCUUUAGCGGGUAUGGAAUCCAUCUUUGAACUGACCAAAGUGGUUUCUGGGAAGACGCAGAGUUUGGUGGAAGAGAAGAGCCAUGAAUUGAAGAAUUUGAAUGAAACUGUGGGUCUAUUGGUUAAAGAGAAGGAACAUAUUGGGACUUUACUGAGGAGCGCUUUGUCCACAAGAAUGAUAACGGAGCAGCCAUCCCAGAAAAGCGAACUGCUUCAAGCUGCAGAGAAUGGUUUGAGGGAUGUUGGUAUUGGUUUCAGAUCCACUAAACCUUUACAGGAUGGGAAUGAUCAUAGUACAGAAGAGAAUGAAAUAUAUUCCCUGGCAAGCACAUUGGAGAAUAUUGUCAAGGCAUCUCAGCUUAAGAUUGUUGAACUACAACAUUCUUUGGAGGAAUCAAGGGAAGAGACUAGUUCUCUAAGGAAACAAUUGGACUCUCAGACAAAGGAGCUUAACCAUAGACUGCGCCAAAUAGAAGAACUUAAAGAAAAGGAAAGAAUAGCGAAUGAAAAUGUUGAAGGGCUUAUGACUGACAUUGCUGCUGCUGAGGAAGAAAUAGCAAGAUGGAAAGUAGCAGCCGAGCAGGAGGCUGCCGCUGGUGGAGCUGUUGAACAAGACUUCACGUCACAGCUGUAUGUGCUUAAAGAAGAACUUGAAGAGGCAAAGCAAGCGAUAAUAGAGUCAGAGAAGAAACUAAAGUUUAAGGAAGAGACGGCAGCAGCAGCCAUGGGUGCGAGGGAUGCAGCAGAGAGAUCUCUGAGACUCGCGGACACUAGAGCGACCAAGUUGAGGGAAAGAAUACAAGAGCUAAACCGUAAAGUCGAAGAAUUAGAAACGCAUCGAGAUAUGAGUACUUCAAACAGAGCUAGAUAUGCGUGUUGGCCAUGGCAACUUCUCGGGAUUGAUAUUGUGGGAGGUCGAAGGAUUGAGUCGGAACAACAGAGCUCGAACGAGAUGGAACUCGCUGAACCUCUGCUAUGA
Messenger RNA from Microthlaspi erraticum, 2034 nucleotides. Lineage: Eukaryota; Viridiplantae; Streptophyta; Magnoliopsida; Brassicales; Brassicaceae. The record is from the annotation of a GenBank genome assembly.